Molecule: messenger RNA, 10990 nt
Organism: Labeo rohita (rohu)
Lineage: Eukaryota; Metazoa; Chordata; Actinopteri; Cypriniformes; Cyprinidae
Gene: nkx3-2
Product: NK3 homeobox 2
Exons: 2
Coding region: 3056-3805 (249 amino acids)
Biological process (GO): cell differentiation; regulation of transcription by RNA polymerase II
Cellular component (GO): nucleus
Molecular function (GO): RNA polymerase II cis-regulatory region sequence-specific DNA binding; DNA-binding transcription factor activity, RNA polymerase II-specific
Source: RefSeq, a predicted model, not a curated record
GCGAAAUCUGCGCGCGCGAAUGUUUCGUUCUCAAGCGAACGCGUCUACAGAUCCCUGCUGAAAUGACUGGAUUUCGCCUGCUGCACCUCACGCAGUUCGGAGAUGAACGUUUCGCCGUUUUUGUUGUUUUGCACAUGAAAGCAGGUGCGUAUUUACUCCUGAAGCAGUCAGGGUUUCCUGAUGCGGGUCUGAACUUCUGCUUCCUGCAGGUUUGUCUUUCUGAAUGAGGGCUUUUUCCGUUUCCAUGGUAACAAACAUCUCGCAUCCCGUGUUUCUGGUCGUCGGUCUGCUCGAGUUCCGUGAGGAGCCGCUGUCAGAAGCAAUGAGGGAGCGAGUCGAACGCAUCUGGACUAGAUGGGGCUUUAAAUCGCCGCACAUGAGUUUCAUUUGGCAGGAGAAAAACAGAAGGGCUUUCAUACUGGCAUGAAGGCGGUGUGUUUUAAAGGAGAUGCUGUCAUCCGUGUCACGCCAUUCUUUUUCCUGUAGAGUCCUGCAUUAGUGCCGCCGCUGCUGCUUUUUCAUCAGGAACUUCUGCCCGGAGCUUUUCUCACACACAACGUCCGUCAGAUGCUGUUAAAACUCAUCUGACAGUCAUAUCGCACACAUAUCUCUAGCUGUGUAAAUCACUUUAAUUAUAAUGACUACAGACCAACACAUUCAUUAUUACUUUAUUUAUGAAUCAUUUUCCCAGUGAGGUCAUUAUUAUGUCAGAUUUUGCAGACACGUUUGUUCCCAGACUGUCGCUAAUAAACAUUUCUGACUCUCCACACACGCGCCUCCGUAGCGUUUCCUGCGUUGGGAAUGAACUGCUGUUUUGAAGUUUAUUGCGUCUGACGCCUUCAUUAUCCUCCGCAUGCACGCGCAAUUUAUGCUUGGCAAAGGUUUACCAAACACGUGCACGCUCACGCUGAUCCAUCUAUCGCGAGCAUCUGCAGUCACGCGCAGAGACAUUUUUUGUGUCACUUUUCAGACAGAUCGCAGUGCGCGCGAGUGAGGCGCGUGGCCGCUAGAUGGAGAGAGAGACGCGCGCGCUGGAGUUCAGUUGUCUUACUGAUAUUUGCUAAGAAUGUAAAAACAUUUCUAAACAUGUUUACCGGACUAACACUUUUAAGAACCUUGUGGAAGGAAAAUACUAUUUCCACAAGAUUUAAAUUUGUGUGCAGAAUGUAACGAUGUUCUUUAUUCUCAUCCGCUUCUAAACUGAUAGUUUAACUGGUGAAAGUUAAACUAUUAAGUGUAACUUAUAUUCCGUAUAUCAUAGUAAAAUAUGAUAUGAUCGGAUUAGCCAUAUAUUAAAGGUCAUUUUGUCAUUUGCGUUAAUCAAAUGAAGCCGCAGAAUCUGUAUUUUCUCUUAUGAUGCUUUGGUAAAAACAUGACAGUAAUAAUUCUGGUUUUGAUAAAACCGAUAGAAAAUUACUUUGUGAGGAAAGAAGAGAGAUUGAUAAACAUUGUUUUACUUUCUAUUAAUGUAUGAAUCGAAUUUAUACUCGAACUUCACGAUAAAAUGCAGCAUUACGCUCACAGUCCGACAACAUGAUUUAUUAGUCGAAUUCAUUUAAAACUGAAUGAAAGUUUUUUUGUAGGCUAUUACAUGUCACAAUUUCCCAUCAACGCUCAAUAAAUCGGAUUGGUUUAUUAAAUACGUUAACUUACGCUAUUAAUUUACUGAAAUAACUUAGCAGUCAUAUAAUAAAUUAGGAGUUGUUUAGUUAAGUUUUAAUUUUGUUGUAAAAGUUCACAAUACCGUAUAUAUUAUCCUAAACAAGAAAGAAUUUCUGAGCCAGGAUAUCACAUUAAGAAACACUGCACAUUUUAGAAUUAUUAUGAUACUUCCUUAUUUGUGCUGUUGGUACGUUUGAGGAAAGUCUGCCGAAAUCAGAUGCAUCAAAAAUAAGAAUUAAGAGAAAAGUCAAAAAAGAAAGAUUUUUGGUUGUUUGUUUAUUGCUAUCCGUUUUUAAUUUUAUUUUUGUUUUUUACUGUUGUUAGUAUUAUAACUAAUGGUGUUGCUGUUAAAUGGAAAAUUAAGACCGAGUCUUACGCAUAUUCCUAGAUAAUUCCUAUUUUUCUUGUAUCGUUUUUAGGCCUCACUCAUUCUGAAUGACAAAAACGCACUCAAUAAUGACGCGGACAAGAGUCGAAAUUAGUUUAACGAAAGAUUUUUUUUAUCUCUUUUUUUAAUUCAGUGACUAUAUUUAUUGAACGAAAUCUGUUACAACUAAUAUGCGGGGUUAUUAAUUAAAUUUAAAACGACUAAUCAAAAGAUAAAAAAUAAUUCUCCAUAUUUUAAAUGACACAAAGCCACAAACACGACUGGAGCUCCAGACAAGAGCGUUUAGUCGUGAUAAAUGAAUUUAUAAAAAUGGAGCAGUGGCGGCUCGUUAAUCUGAAAGAAGUGGCUACUUACAGGUGUGAAUCCGCUUGAUCCGACGGCGAGUGACCUGAGAAUAAAAUCACACAUCAGUACUAGAUUUAUGUGAUGUACCUGAGCACUCAAUAUUAUAGAGGUGCCAUUAUUUUUGCUCCUUAAAAACGUUCAGUAAAACGAUGCGUGAGUCUGUGGCAGAGAUUGAGUUUUCGGUAAUUACGUUAAAUCCAUCGUGCUUUUUUGCGUCUGUUCGAGUUGCAGGCCUACUGUUUCAUCAGCUCGUAUUUAGUCGUCACUGUCACUUCAAAGGGUCACUGAUAUCUUCUCAGUGAGGGCAGCAUCUCUGCUCGGGUGUGUAAGGGUUAACGGGUUAGGCGUUCUGGGUGUUCUGACGUGCUGCUGUAAAUAUGUGCAAGCUCCACACGGCCAAUCAGAAGUUGGAACAGCUGUCUGGCUGGCCAAUGGGAGUGUGUCGAGGGGUCAGUGUCAGCCGCAGGUGAAGUGGAUAGUAGUGCUGUGUGUUCACUCACACUCGCGCUCUGGCGACGUGGAUGCUCAUCCACAAAAACUCCCUUCACGCGGGCCGCGAUGCGACCGAGCUGCCGCCACGGGGCUCAAUCUCCAUUUGAUCCGGAUCUGGGGCGCCUAACCCCGUCGCUUUGUAACCAACAGUGACUUUUCCUGCUUAAAAUGGCUGUGCGCAGCAACUCUCUGAUGCCGUUUUCCAUUCAAGCCAUUCUGAACCGAAAAGAGGAGUCGCGACAUUUGAACGAUCUGGAUGUUUGUUUCUCAAAAAGCGCGUGUUGGAAAAUCUUCGAUGAGAUGGAUGCGCCGGACAGGAGCGAUGAGAGAGAGCACAAGAACUACGAUUCGGACUCCGGGCUGAGCGAGGACAACGACGGUAAAGCGCAAAUCGACGCAAAGCCCGAAAAAGACGCAGAUUUAGCGGACGAAACGGACCAGGAAUCCACGGCGGCGGAGCACUGCAAAGGCCUGAGCGACUGUGUGUCCGACUGUAACGCUGGCGAGGAGAAGAGCAGCGACCAGCCCAAGCAGCGGAAGAAGCGUUCCCGCGCCGCGUUCUCUCACGCGCAGGUGUUCGAGCUCGAGCGGCGCUUCAAUCAUCAGCGCUAUCUGUCGGGACCGGAACGCGCGGACCUCGCGGCCUCCCUCAAACUCACCGAGACGCAGGUCAAGAUCUGGUUCCAGAACCGACGGUACAAAACCAAGCGACGCCAGAUGGCCGCCGAUCUGCUGGCCUCGGCCCCGGCGGCGAAGAAAGUGGCCGUGAAAGUGCUGGUCCGGGACGACCGGAGGCAGUACAGCCCCGGAGAACUGCUGCGACCGCCGCUGCUCUCACUGCAGCCGUCCUAUUACUACCCGUACACGUACUGCCUGCCCGCCUGGAGCCUGUCCUCCUCCUGCACGGGGAACCAGUGACACCGGGACUUACACCUAUUUAUUCUACUAAAGACAGUCGUUUACUGAACACACCGACCGACCGACCGAGGAGCCAAAACCGGGAGAUUUAUUCACAGAACUGCCUCCGUGUUCGGCCUGAAACGGCCUUUGUUUUUCGUCCGAGGACUGAUAUCGGUUUUGCUCCCAUUAGGAUUUCACUUCAGAAUGUACGGAAAAUGUGUUGGUUUUUUAGCAAAAUAUUCUCUCUUCUGGUUGGAAAAGCACUUGAUGUCGUUACUGCGCGUUUCUCGCUAUCGGUAACGGUAAGACUGGCACUUUCCCCCACAGUUCCGAGUAUUAAAAUCAGAGGAAAAUAUUGAAGGUUUGUUGGACUCAUAACAUAAAGUGAGCAGUGAAAUCUCAACGUUUACUCGACAUGUAUGUUUUCAUAUUAGUGUAACGUGUUUUGUUUAAUGAAAAAGAAAUCAAACAUUAAAACGUAUGAAGCAUAAUUUCACUCGUGGUCCUCGCAUUUAAUGACAUGUCAUUUCUCUGAGUAUCUACAGUAAAUGCAUGAAAUUAAUGACCCGUGACACGAGCCCUUUGGACUCACUCGAUUUUAUUAGACACAAAACAGCAAAAAAGACUCACCAAAAAUCGUUCAGUCCACAGUUAGUUCUGUGCUAAAUCGCUGGUUUCAUUUUGGUUCCUCUGAGAGGAAAACCGCCCUACUGUUCUUCAGCGAUCGAGUGUUUUCAUGUAUUUAAGUUGUUUAAGGCAAACUGCCGCUGAAUUGUGCUUUAAAGCUGGAUACAUAUUUAAGCCUCGUUGGCAUUUAUUACAGACAGAAGAAGAAACUAUUGCAAUUACUCAAAUUGGUAACAGCAAUAAAGCCAUUGUGAUUAUAAACAGUGCAAACAAACUAUAAUCAAACCAUUACCGUUCUGUUUAAUAAUAAUGAUAAUCACGAUGAUGAUUAUAAUAAUAAUAAUAAAUGCAUCGGGUUUAUGAUUUAAUGUUAUUUUCAAACGCUUGUAUUUAUGCGCGCGACUGUGCGCCCCGAACAAGGCCUCGCGAGUCUCUCGGCUCAUUACAUAAUUCCCUUGGCUAUAAUUACAGAGCUAAUUCAAUUAAAUGUGUCUGUAUAUAAAUGUAUGAAUUAUAUUCCAAUAAAAAAUAUUAUAUAUAUAGCAUAGCUUGCAUUUCGCUUGGUUUAUGGGUUAUUCUGACAUGGCGAAUUAUUUUCGAAAUUGUGUUAUUAGUAAAAUAACCGUUGUUAUGCUCUGUAGACAAGAAGUACUUGAAGCGUUUGUUUAAUAAUAAAUCAGACAGAUAGAAGAUCCUUCAAAUGCUGUAAAACAGAUGAUGGGCUCCGCGGUGUUUAUUGCAUUCAAGCUAAACUUGAAAACACAAGCAGCUCUUGGACUCCAUCAGUCUUAUAAUUGCAGCAGUGAUUCUCGGACCGAAUACGCGUUCAGAGCAGGUGGGAUGAUCAGGGUCAGCAGUGAGUGUUUCAGGACUGUCUCUGUCUCCUCUGUUAAACUCCCAUGUGAAUCAUAUGAACAGGAUGAAGAUGAACUUUCAGCUGCGGGUCAGGAUCCGUUCUGAUGGCUCGAGGACGGCUUCCGGUAUGUAUGUGUGUUCCUGUGAGGAGCUGAAAUGCACGUUCACACCUGUGCUUUCUGUGGUAUUUUGUGUGCGUGUGUAAAAUAGGCUACUUUUGUGUGACGGGAUUGUGAAAGGGAACAUCAGAUUUACCGGAGCCACUGAUAUUGUGUUUUUGUUUUUUUUAGCCAUUUAGUCUUUGGACUCAAAUUGUUUGGAGAAAUACCAAAAACAUAAAAUUAGGCGAACUAAUUAUAAACCCUUACUGUAUACGCCAAACCUCAGCAAAGUCAAUUUUUACUACAAAUAGUUUGUCAACAGGCUACAGUUUUUUAAAUGCAUGCAGUUUGAACUGAAAUCACUCAAGAAAUAAAUAAGGCCACACGAGGCCUGUAUGAGCGCGUUAUUAUCGCAAACCGAAUAUUCAUCACGAUUCAUUCUGUUUGUUUGGUUGUCCGUUUUCAGGUGGAAAGUUCUUGGAUUUUAAUGACACUUACAAUGAAUGCUUGAAAAUUAGAGUAAUAUUUGACAUUAAUCCCGACAUGAAUGGUUUUGAAUUAACUGAUGCCAGCGAGAGGUUAUUAUGAGGCCUGUCAAGAAAAAAAGUUGAAAAGCACAAUUCCAUUCUUAACAUGAGCAUUUUCUUAAAGCGUGUCUCUGUUUUGGGUUAACAUGGGCCGGUGCAUUGGAAGACUUUGGAUUGAUGGUCGAUAUUUUGAAGCGAUUUCUCAACGAGCGCGUGCAUGUGCCAGGAGUGAUGAGUCCAAAGACGAGCACGAGCCUUUGCAUUCUUCAGCAUAAAUGCAGCGAGUCCGACGGUUCAACUUUCCGGGAAAAUGUGUGUAAUGACCAAGAAAAAAGAGAGAAAAAGAGAGAGCAGGGCCUUAAGCUUUAGUCUCGAGCACAAACGGGCUCGCCCGAGCUGAUCUGGAAAUCAUUCGCAGAUGGAGCUUCAUUUUGCCACUCCAAACGCUAUUGGCAUUGAAAUGAUCACACACACGCACCACAUAAAACUCCAGUGAUUCUUCAGCUCAGAAAAGAUCCUUCUUGUCUUUGGAGAUUAAUGUUUCGUGACAAGCUUUUUUAAUGUCGAUGUAUUUGUUUGCAAACAACCAGUACACCGAACUGGAAAAGAAAAUGUUUUUUCUUUCUUUCUGUGACGUCAUGAUGUCAAAGCCUUAAUGAUUGGAGUUGAAACUUUAAUUCUGAGGAGGGCAAAGAGUUUUGACGUUUUUGUCGUCGUGUAAUGAAUCGCUGUGUUGUGUGACAUGAUGUAUGCUCAGUGUUUCCCGCGUGUCAUUUGUCAUCUUCUAGUCCGCUAGUCUGUAUUUUGACAGGAUUUGCAACUUCAACGCAGCCUCGCAAUUUCCCAGUGCAUAAGUACUUUUUUACUAUCCCGUGAAUGCCUGUAUAUUUUUGGUCGAAUUUUGGAUGUCAAGGACAAUUUCUUUAUACACGCUAAUAGAGCGCGCCUGUCACACAUAAUGGCGCGUAAUCGGGGCAAUCAUUUUCCCGCGCACAGACAUGAGCCAGUUGUUGUUCUAGAUCAUGUUUCGCGUUUAAUGAAAGAAAAUUGGCAUUUCAGACACUUCGCUCUUGCUGCUCAGAACCGUCCACCUGCAGGACGUUCGUUUAUCUCCUAAUUGAAUUAUAUUUUCUCUUCUUUAAGUCCGCACAUGUGCUUUUGCUCCGCGGGUCUUUCUUGGUGAAUCUCUCCGUACCUGCUCGACUCUCUCGGCACCGGAUCAUCGCUAAUCCAGCAGAUAAAGUGGCCGUGAAAGAGUCGCUGGACGUGUGAUGUGAAGCAGAUGUUUCGCGCGUGGAAAUGCUUAACAGGUGCGCGCGCGUGUUUAACCUCGCGCCUCCAGUAGUUAACGUGUCACAGCAUCACGUCUAAUUAUCAUGUCUAAUUAUCACGUCCAAUUACACUCCAGCUUGACUUGUGGGAUGUUUCUGCCAUAAAUGGAGUCUUUAAGAGCGGCCCGAGAACAGAACGGAAAGAUGGUUUUUGAAUUUUCCUUUCUUUUAAAUAAAAACUAAAAUUCAGAUCAGAUGAGUAGAAGUCACUUUACAACAAUUUAUUAUUAUUAUCAUUAGUAAUUAGUGUCUAAGAUUUCAUGUCAUGCAAAUACAAUAAUUUAAAACAAUACACUAGCCUUUUGUUGUUGUUGUUGUUGUCUUAAAUUUAAUGCAAUUCAAAUUAUGCCUCCUUGUUGUUAUUAUUAGGCCUAUUAUUAUUAUUUUAGUCUAAGCAUUCGUGUAAUGUCAAACAUGCCAAAUAAUACAUGUAAAUAACACACAUGGCUAAUAAUAAUAAUAAUAAUAAUAAUUCAUAAUUUUUAUAGUCUGCGUAACGAUUUUUCUCUGUUUUGGUCUCUCUCUCCGCGUUUCUAGAUUUGUGGUAUUAAUUCUAAGGAGUAUAAUUAUAAAUAAAAAUAAAAAAAAUAUUAAAGCUCAGCUGCAUAAAUAAAAAUGAAAGCAAUAGAUCACUGUAAGCGUUUCUGCAUCUUUUUGCGCUUAAUCUGAAUUUUAGUUUAUGUAUGUUUGAACUAAAAUUUCUCGUGUCUUGUGUGUUAACAUUUACGCAUCCAGGCCUAUUUAUCCGUUCAUGAAACUGUUCUGUUCUUAUGUUUAGUGUAAACGUAUUAUAAUUAUUAUUACUAAAUGUAAAAUAUAAAAACCUUUUAUUGCAAUUCAUUACCUGCGUUUACCACGACAGGCCUACAUAAAUGUACACUAUUCACCAUUUGAGGCCUAACACGGGACGCGCAAAGUCGCCAAUAUUUGUUUUUUUUUUUCUUUAAUACAGCGUACAUUUGCAAUAAUUAAAAUCCAUAGCUAAUUCAUAGUUUUGUGUCUGUUGUCUCAGAUAACCUCUGAGUAUUUAUUGAGUAAAUUGGAAUAGUGACCCGAGCCUCUGGGUCUUUCACAUUCGCGCUGUUUCGAAUCUGUGAGGAAAGUUCCAUGGAGUCCCGUGGAAAGCCAUUCGUGAUCUCACAGUCUCUCUAGUGUGUGUCUGAUGAUUUAUUUCAGCCUAGAGAUCCCCGGAGCUCCAUUAGGUCAAAGCUCUCCACGACUUUAUGAAAACUCUCCGAAAACCCAGGAAUUCCUCUUUGAGCGGAUCUAUUUUUGCUGUUCUGCUGUUUGUUUUUCUUGUCCUGAUUGCGCACAGCAAAUCUGAAAUGUCGCGUUUGAAAUGUUCUCAGAUGAUGUCGUGAUGUGUUGAUGAAUUAAAGCUUGAGAAACGAGACUCUGGAGUGAAAUGAAAUGUAGAGCUCGAGACUGUGGAGGGUCUGACACGCGCUUCCACAGUCCAAUGAUUUAUGAAAGUAAAGCGGAGUGUGUUUUUGUCUGUGAUAUUAGAGCUCACAUCACUGCCGUACAGACAAAUCCACACUCGAAUAAUAGGUGAAAUAGAAACUCACAACGUGAUAUUUGAUCUCUGGGGUGGAGAAAUCUAUGAAAAGAUGAUUCUCAAACUAGGCUUGAAAACAUUAGGCUCAAACUAAUGUGUGCAAUUCGCACUUUAGUUUUAUUUGUACUUUAACGAACUGAUUAUUAUUAUUCUUAUUAUAGCUUACAUCAGAAAUUACAGUAAUAGAUUAAAUUUUACUUGCUCAUCACAGGUAAAUCAGAUCUGUACUCUAUGAAGUAAAUCAGUUUCAGGUGUGACAUCAGUCUGUUACAGCGAGUUAUUAGUGAGUCGAGUGUGUUCACAUCACAUUUCCAGCUGAUAUCUGUUGAUGAGGUUUCUGAAAGAGGGGUUUUGUGUGUGUGUGUGUGUGUGUGUGUGUUUCCCUCACCAUAUGACACCAGACACACCCAGCAUAGUGUUUUACUGAGGCCAAGAUCAUACAAUACAGAUGCAAGGUUUUAGUCUCUUUCCUUCUUCCUUACUUUCUCUAAGUUAUUCCAUGGUUUUACACUGUAGACUAACCUAAACACUCACCCUAACAGAAAACCUUCUGCAUUUUUACAAUAAAAAACAAAACAUUUUUUACACUAAGUAUAAAGUGUAAAGGUACAUUUACCUUUAAUAAUAAUAAGCAACAAAAUAAUAAUAACAACAACAGCAAUGUUUGGACAUCAUGGUAAUGCUUUCAACAAGAAUCUACCAUCAUUCACAGUUCAUUAGAAUUAGUUUAAUUAAAUUUUUUUUAUAAAGAAGUUUAUAAUAACUUUUUGCUUUUGUGAAUGAAAAGCCCCAACAGAAGUAAUAUUCUGUCUGAUAAUCAAAUGCAGUGUUAUCAGGAACAUUCACAAAUAUUUGUUAUAGUUUUUACUAAUCUAUUGCUUGAAAGAAUCAAUAUAUCAAAUCACACAUUCAUCUGCAUCUGACUUUUCUUACAAUUUUACAAAUUCUACAUUUUAUGUCUUUCACCAUUUGAAUAUUUUAUAAUAAAAUUAAUUAAACAUUUUAUAUUUAUAUUUAUAUUUGGCAUGACAAUUGGAGUUCAAAAUGCCAAAAGACUUUGUGGUUAAAGAAUGUUUUAGAAAAGAUGAAAGAGUAUGAAAUCCACAGAGAGAAUCUGUCCAGUCAAUGAGUGGUUUCAGUCAGUGUGGAUGUUACAUGUUCACUGUCAUUCUUUUCAUUGCGAAGGCAAUUUCAGAUGUGGUAUUUUGGACGGAUUCUCUCUUUGCUGUGCAGAUCUUUCUCUCUUUCUCUAUCCAGGCUUGGUUUCCAAGAUCACGGUCACUCCGUCUGAUUUGGAGCGGAUUAGUCUCUCAUUAAUUUGGUUAAUUGGUUAAGGUAAUUUAGUGGUUCUGUACAGAGCCAAAUGACACUGAAGUUUUUAUUGUUUCAUCAAGAGAUUUUUGUGACUUUCUUUACACUUGAUUAAAAAAUCAAGGUAUUUUUUGGCAUCAGUGGUUUCAUGAAGAACAUCCACAGAACAUUUCCAUUGCACAGAAAGUUAUUUUCAUAGUAGAAAAAGGUUAUUUUCAAGAACUGCUGAAUGAGCCGGUUCUUCUAUUGUAUUGCAAUAAAAGCACCCAUUUGGGACUUUAUUUUUAAGAGUGUAGUGACGCUUUUCACAGUUUUGGAGUUUUUUAGGCUGCGGUUGGCUUUCAGAUAUAUGUUACAUAUUUAGACGUUUCAAUGUUUUUUCUUCUGUAUUUCUUGUUGAAAGCCUGUUUUAAUUGUUUGGUUGUUCUAAACUAUUUAAUAUAAAUAUAAUAUAAUUCUCUCUCUCUCUAGACUUGUGCCUUUACUCUCCAAAUUAGAGAAAUGGUGUGGAAUUUUAGGGGAGGUGUUUUCACCAAUGCUUUUUUAUCUAUGGGCCUAAAUACAGCAAAAACAGAAAGACAAUUCAUGUUUUGCUGAAUUUUUUGUUCAGACAGGCAAAAAUGGCAAUUUGGCUUUCACGUAAAGGAAAAAUGAAUAACAUGAAGUCCAAUGAUGUAAUGACAGUUUUGAAAGGUUUAAUAACAUCAAGGUUAAAGGUAGAAUAUGUUUUUUAUAAUGUAACCAAAGAAACUUUUAAUUGCAUUUGGGGUGUAAAUCAGUGUAUAUGUGCAACAGACACUAGUGGAUGUUUGGAAAUUAAUGUAUAAUUCUGUUUUAUGUCUUUUACAUAUAUUUUAUUUUUUAUAUGUAAGUAAAAAAAAAGAAGAUUUUGA